AUGACGACAAGAGAACGAGACGGCAAGAAGUUAUCUCAGACGACUCAGAUAGCGACUCAGCAUCCGACCGAGUGUCAGCUAGUGUUACCAGAGAAGCCAACUGUCAAAGCUGCCCGAGCCGGCCGGAUGGAGGAAGCAAAAGAAGACCGUUUCCCGUCGACUCCAAUAUUGACCUUUGUCUGGGACACGGCCACCAUGAUCACUUGGGCUUUUGGGCACGUUGGAUAUCGAGACCUGACCCUCGCGAGGUCUGUUGUUGACACGGGCGGCGGCUUGACUACCACUGUUCUCGACGCCGAAAGACCGCCGCGCUCUAGAGUGAUAUUCUAA
Messenger RNA from Fonsecaea monophora, 330 nucleotides. RefSeq lists its product as hypothetical. The record is from RefSeq and is a predicted model, not a curated record. The coding region runs from base 1 to 330 and encodes 109 amino acids. The transcript has a single exon. Lineage: Eukaryota; Fungi; Ascomycota; Eurotiomycetes; Chaetothyriales; Herpotrichiellaceae.